Messenger RNA from Lethenteron reissneri (Far Eastern brook lamprey), 2520 nucleotides. Its product is annotated as tripartite motif-containing protein 14-like. Gene Ontology annotation, molecular function: protein binding. Lineage: Eukaryota; Metazoa; Chordata; Hyperoartia; Petromyzontiformes; Petromyzontidae. The record is from RefSeq and is a predicted model, not a curated record.
AUGUCAAAGAAAGCAACGAAAAAGAAGAACGUACCGGCGGGCUCGUCGACCGACAGCAGCGAUGCGGACGUGAUAACCCCGUCGGGGCUGGAGGCUCCCGUUCCCCCGAUGGACAUGGAUGGUGGGGAGCCUCCGCGGGAGGAGGACGACCCGAACAACGAAGAUGAACCAAGCCCGCCUCGCCGAGCUGCGCUGCUCUAUCUGCCGGGGCACGUUCGUCUUCCCCUCCACGCUGAGCUGUGGACACUCGUUCUGCCUUCGGUGCCUGGAGGCCGCCUGGGAGACGGCGAGCAGCUUCAGCUGCCCGCAGUGCCGAGCGACCUUCCCUGUGCGACCCCAGGAGGAGCUCAGAGCCAAGAAGGAGGAAAGAGAGGAGAAGAGGAACACGGAGGCAUCACGGACACGGACACUCAGGGACGACUACCGGCGUGUGGAGAUGGACGCUCACCGACUCUGGACACAAACUCAGCCGGCGACCGCCUUCAGAUUUCCUCGGAUCUCAGGACGGUGACAGUGAGCGCUGUCCCCCAGGGUCGCCCCCAUCACCCACACCGCUUUGAUUUCUGUUACCAAGCCCUGUGCUCUGAGAGCUUCUCGUCGGAUCAACACUACUGGGAUGUGGACGUGGGGAGCGCGAAGUGGUAUCGGGUUGGAGUCGCGUAUGGGACGAUCCCACGGAAGGGGAGUGAUGAUGAGUGUCUCCUGGGAGGGAAUGACGUCUCCUGGUGUCUAAGGAACGAUGGCGACACAUUGUCUGUGCUGCAUGGCGGUGUAAAGAUCCCACUGUCGGUGCAGGAGCCUCAGCAGAGAGUCGGGGUUCAUCUGGACUGGGACGCGGGGAUGCUGUCAUUUUAUAAUGCCGACUCCAUGGAGGUGUUGCACUCGUUUCACCAAACAUUCACACAGCCCCUAUAUCCUGGGCUGGCAAUGUGGUGGGGUGGUGACUCAUUGAGGAUCGUGGAUCUGAGUGGUGCGUCCUGAGAGGUGAACGUGAACAGCACAGAGGGCAGACACCACGACGCAUGGCGCUCGCCACCCUCGUCACCGUCAUGCGCAGUGCCACGCCCGUGACUGGCUGGUGGCUGUCGGUGGCUAGAGGCUGCAUGGCUCUCCAUCACAACGGGGGGGGGGGGAGUCUGAGUGUAAACAAUGCUGACAACCUUCAUAAGGGAGGGGGUGAUAAAAUAUGUACCGCUCUGUUUGGGUGAAGCCAACGUCGAUGUUUUCGCCCUGCCAGAGGGGUGUGACUAUAGUGUAGGGAUGCAGUGAUUAGCAAUGAUGAACUGGGAUGUGUUUAUACACUGGUGGUGUCAUGGGUUGUGGGAGUGAUUCAACAACAAUAAUAAUAUGAUUUUAAAAAGUAUAAAUGUACGCUUACGCCAGUGGCAUUGUAACGCUUGUUUCGUCGGUUCUACAAUAAAAAGAAUACACAAUACUGUUGUAUAUAUAGGCCUUUUUCCCAAAAAAUAUAUUAAGAAUAAUUCUUCCAAUAUUUUUUUAAAAAUAAUAAUCGAUAAAAAUAAAUAAAUGAAACACCCUCAAAACUGCUACCUCCCACAAGCACCAAGUAUCUGGAGGUCGUAAAAGGCCAUUAAAUAAUAAACUCGGGGCAAAGGAAGGUUAGCGACUAUCUGGGAAAUCUCCAGAUUGUUAAAGGCCCGCAUGACAUGACCUCCCCGGACAUUUUGGACAGUUCACAAACAAAUCUAUGGAGCACAUAGCAGAGACAAACGGACAUUACAACUGGCGUUUUCUUUAAGGGUAAAAGUUCAAAACUCAGCAAAAAGAACAAAUCGACGUUAUAGACUGCAGUCUAUAUUUGUGGCUUUAUUAUUACUUAUUUUAUUUCACCCUUAUUCAACUCAUAUUUUUAUUUGUAUUAUAUCUUUCUAUCUAUGUAACUUCACCAAGAUUACCAAGGAAUGUGAAUUCUGGCAGUCAAGAAAUUGAGGGCUUGGCUAUUUCUCCAGCCUUGGGAUAUCAAAAUAUAACUAGAAUAAAACACUGAUCCUUGGUGACACAGACUUAUAACAAAACUUGGCAAACCCUCGAAAUAAUGGUGGUAACAACGAGGGGCAUUACUAAGCUUGGUUAAACAUGAAACAAAUAAUUACCCCGAGAUAUUGGACCGGGGGUAACUCAUAAGAGAUACAAGAAAAUAGGUCAAACACACAGGACCAAUAAAAAAUGUAUUCCAUAGGAAAAACCUCCCAGCCGCCUUUGUCUCCCAGAAGCAUGUGAUAGCAAUAAACCAGAAAGGAUUAGACAAAAUAUGACACCCGACCGCGAAGGAAGGUGCCAGGCCUUGAAGAAACAACUUAUUACCCCAAUAAAGUAGAACAAACACACACACGUACCCACAAAAGCAGGGGACACAAAUCUCCUCGGACGAGGGAUGACGAAACAGACAACGAUUUGUUUUUGUUGGUUAACUUUUUGCUUCUUCUAACAACGGUAAAAGUUCAAAACUUAGCGACGAGAAUAAGUGAACAUCAUAUACCCACAGACUCACUCCGAUUG